UUGCCAUGGCAGCGCCGCUCUGGAGGCAGCGAGGGGCGGCGCCAGGGGCUGACUGCAGCAGCGCCGCUUUACCGCAGAGGACCGGGAACGCUCGCUGCUCGGCCGCUGCGGGUCUGACAUCCACCAAAAUGAGCGGCCUGGAUGGGGGCACCAAGCUCCCCGUCGCCCAAGCCACGGCUCCCGGCGAUGUGCCGGCAGAUCCGAAUCUAAACCGGUGCCAGGGCGUCGGCGAGGCGGCGCCGGUGAUGGCGGACUCAGGUGAGCGCGGUCCGGAGGAGGCCGCUGCGGAGGGCGGCGCGCCCCGGGAUCCCGUGGGGGACCACGGCCCCGCGCUCCCGGCUACCGCCGGCGAUCACGGCGCCGCCGUCCCGAGAGAGGGGCCGGGGGAUGCCGAGCCCCCAUCCCCGGGCCCGGGCGCGGCCGCCUCGGGCACUGCGGCUGCGGAGAAAGAUGACCCCAGCCCGAAAGAUGGCGAGCCGCGCAGCCCCGCCGGGCGCAAGGCUCUGGAAGCCUGCGGCGCCGCGGGGUCGGGGGCCCCGAGGAUCCCUGGAGCCAAGGCCAAGGAGACCACGACCAAGAAGGGCGCCAUGUCGGCCGCGGCGGCCGCGGAGGGCGAGGCGGCGGCGGCGGCGGCGGCGGCCGAGGAGAAGAAGGCGGCGCCCAAGGAGAAGAAGGCGGCGGCGGGCGGGAAGGAGGAGCCGCGGGCCCGGGCCCCGAAGAUCAACACCUGCAUGGACUCGCUCGAGGCCAUCGAUCAGGAGCUGUCGAACGUCAACGCCCAGGCCGACCGGGCCUUUCUGCAGCUGGAGCGCAAAUUCGGGCGGAUGCGGAGGCUCCACAUGCAGCGCCGGAGCUUCAUCAUCCAGAACAUCCCGGGGUUCUGGGUCACCGCGUUUCGGAACCACCCUCAGCUGUCGCCCAUGAUCAGCGGCCAGGACGAAGACAUGAUGAGGUACAUGAUCAACCUGGAGGUGGAGGAGCUCAAACACCCCCGAGCCGGCUGCAAAUUCAAGUUCAUCUUCCAGAGCAACCCCUACUUCCGAAACGAGGGGCUGGUCAAGGAGUACGAGCGCCGAUCCUCGGGCCGCGUGGUGUCCCUGUCCACGCCCAUCCGCUGGCACCGGGGCCAGGACCCCCAGGCUCACAUCCACAGAAACCGGGAGGGCAACACCAUCCCCAGCUUCUUCAACUGGUUCUCAGACCACAGCCUCCUGGAGUUCGACAGGAUCGCCGAGAUCAUCAAAGGCGAACUCUGGUCCAACCCCCUGCAAUACUACCUGAUGGGUGAAGGGCCCCGAAGAGGCUUUCGAGGCGCCCCGAGGCAGCCCGUGGAGAGCCCCAGAUCCUUCAGGUUCCAGUCUGGCUAAAAUGAGCCUCGCCCUCCCGACAAGCUCCCGCUCACGUUUCUUCACCACUCUCCCGUGCUUGGCCGGCAGCAUGCACCCUUCAGUCUGCGUUCUCUCCUACUGAGUUAAUGUGGUCCUGUGGUUCCAGGUCUCCAGCCGUUGAUGCUGAGACGGUCGGACUGUCGAUGAUCAGUGUACAGACGCCUGUGCUCUUCUUCCUCUGCACUUUUUCCUGCUGUUCCGCAUCACAGCUAGCGCGUUCCGAGUGCUUGGCCUCUCCUGCUUUUAUUGCCAAGCUCCGGAUGGUUCGGACUGCUCUCCUUUGCAUGGCUUGGACCCCUCCCCCCCCUGUCUGUGACGGUGGUCUGCUCCCCGUUUGUCGACGUGGUUCUCUGCCACGAGGAAGCGCGACCCAUCUUUAUGAAUAACCAGCCUGGCUUCAUGUGCUAUGGCCGGCUCUGCUCCUGAUGUCCUGGCAACGACGACAAGCUCUUUGAGUCUCACCACUGCAAGAUGAAACUGACAUGCCAACCCAGCCAUCAACCCCAACUGCACAGUCCAGGCAGCCACUAAGUUGGGUCCAGCUGCUUUGCUGGCUGUUUCUAUCUAUCCUGCUUGUUAAUCUGGUAGGACAAGCAGGAGGCUGGUGGG
Dipodomys spectabilis (banner-tailed kangaroo rat) is the source of this 1997-nucleotide messenger RNA. RefSeq names its product TSPY like 4 (gene Tspyl4). Lineage: Eukaryota; Metazoa; Chordata; Mammalia; Rodentia; Heteromyidae. Gene Ontology annotation, molecular function: chromatin binding; histone binding. Bases 6 to 1367 code for a protein of 453 amino acids. Gene Ontology annotation, cellular component: chromatin; nucleus. The transcript has a single exon. Gene Ontology annotation, biological process: nucleosome assembly. The record is from RefSeq and is a predicted model, not a curated record.